Messenger RNA from Ziziphus jujuba (common jujube), 987 nucleotides. RefSeq lists its product as uncharacterized. The record is from RefSeq and is a predicted model, not a curated record. Lineage: Eukaryota; Viridiplantae; Streptophyta; Magnoliopsida; Rosales; Rhamnaceae. The transcript has 5 exons. The coding region runs from base 116 to 745 and encodes 209 amino acids.
CCAAAUCACCGAGAAAAAAUCUGCAUAAGCAAAAAAGCUAUAAUUUAAGAAAGACACAGAAAUAUCCCCCAACAAAAUAAUCAAAAUCGAUUGAGAAAGUGAAAGAGGACCAGAAAUGGCGUGCAGGACUGCUCUCCGUUCCGUGUUGUUAACGGAGCCGUGGCGACCCAUUCAUCUGAAUCGGAUCUCCGUUUGCGCUUCGUUCAGGAUCCACGGGUCUCCGUCCCUCAGGCUGAGCGGCGGUAAAUUCAGGACCAUUAAGGGUCGAGAUUUUCACCAUGCGAGACGCACUCGGACCAGUUGCUCUCAUAACGAAAACCCAUCGUCGUCUUCCUCUCAGGACGAACAGGGUCCACCUCAAGAAGCUGUUCUUAAAGCAAUUUCAGAGGUGUCUAAGACUGAAGGGAGGGUUGGACAAACCACGAAUGUUGUUAUAGGAGGUACGGUGUCAGAUGAUUCUAGCAAUGAAUGGCUCACUUUGGAUCAAAAGGUAAACUCAUACCCAACGGUUAGAGGGUUUACAGCGAUUGGAACAGGAGGUGAUGAUUUUGUACAAGCUAUGGUGGUUGCUGUUGAAUCCGUUAUUCAACAACCUAUUCCUGAGGGCCGUGUGAGGCAAAAGCUAUCAUCAAGGGGCAAAUAUGUAUCUGUAAACAUUGGACCUGUUCAAGUCAUUUCCAGUGAGCAGGUACAAGCUGUUUACAAUGCCAUGAGGAGAGAUGAUCGGAUGAAAUACUUUUUGUAAUAUGACUUUCCUCUUUAUCUUGUACAGGAUUACUAAUUUUCUAUGGCUUUUGAAUUGCCGCUUUGCUUUUGUCAAAUCCCCAUCGAAUCAGUAUGGUUUUUGUUCUUCGAUCAGUCAUAUGAUGUUAUAGGGAUAAGAAUUCAUGGUCCAAAAUUGAUGUAUCUACUCAAGAACGUGAGUAAUUGUGUGUUAGAAACUAGGCAGUAAUUAUAUUAACAUUUUAUUAUCGUAUUUAUAUUCUA